UUAUUAUUGAUGCUUGCUAUCGUUGAUGCAUUCUGGUUGCUCUUGUUCCUCUCCUGAUUCCAUAACCCCUGGUUGCCGCCAUGGUGUUGCAAGGCACCCUUCCGUGGGUAUCGGCCGAACCUUUCCUCACCUUCAAAAUCAUCGCCACCGUCACGCUGAUCACCGUUGCCGUGCUUGCCAUUUCAUACCUGAUCUUGACCUCUCGAAAUACCCCAUUACUCUCCAAGAAACAUCAUCUCGCUCCGCCCCAGCUCCUCUGGCCGGUCCACAAAAUCGCGCAGUCCUUCUUUGACACGCAGUUUGACUUUCUGGCCGAGGGGUUCCGAACCACCGCAUCGCGAGUUUUCCGGUUCCGCCUGUUCCAAAAUGAAGUCAUUGCGGUCUCGGGCGAGGACGCGCGCCGCACCUUUUUUCGCGAAAAGGCCCUCAAUCUAUAUGAAGGGUUCCAGGUGUUGAUCGGCACGAUCCCGACUGGUCUCGAUCCGCAUGCGCUUAGUUUUAUCUAUAAGCGAUUGAGCGUUUUGCAACGCCCGGAUAACCUCCAAUUCCUACUUCCUCGGUUGUUAUCAGAUUGCCAUCGCAAGAUGGACUUGUGGGGGAAGGAAGGUCUAUUAGACCCUACGUCUACCGUACAUGAAGUUACUUUCCAAAUGAUUAUCCGCGCAGUUACGUCGUUUGAUGUUGCCGAAAAUCCCGCGCUGGUAUCACGACUCAAGUACUUUUACGACAUUAUUGACGCCUCCGUCAAGCCCAUGGCCUCUCGAUUUUCCUGGGUGCCUGGACUCGCCAUGUUGCGCAAACUAUGGGCUUCCAUGAGUGUGUAUCGCAUUUUUGCCAGCGCCCUGGAUGAGAGGAAGCGCAGUGGAGUCAGCAGGCCGGAUGCACUACAGCAGCUGUUGGACUCGGGCGAGAGCUCCAAUUGUAUUGUCGGGUUCAUGAUGGGGCUCCCAAUCGCUGGAGCGCGUUCCACUGGGACAAUCGGAACCUGGCUUCUCCUCUUCCUCUCCCACGAACAAGAAUGGUUCGCCGCCGUCCGCAAAGAAAUUCAAACUCUCAUCACCACCUACAUCUCCGACCCACCAUCUUCAAUCUCCGGACAAUCCAUCGUGGACCUCCUUUCCCGCAUCCCUCUAUCAGCCUGGGAAUCCUCCACCCCAACCCUCGACCUCUGCAUCCGCGAAACCCUGCGCCGCGCACAACCCCACACUGCCGUGCGCAAGAACACCGGCCCAGACCUCACCAUUGGCUCCUACACCAUCCCCUCGGGCUCCUUCGUCCUGUACCCCUUCUCCGACACUCUCCUCAACCCCUCGAUCUACUCCGACCCCUUCCGAUGGAACCCCGCCCGCAGUCUCGCCAAAGAAGACCAAUUCAUCGGCUGGGGCGGCGGCACACACAUGUGCAAGGGGCAACGCCUCGCCAACCUAACCAUGAAGCUAGUGGUAGCGUACGCCUCAAUACGCUACGACAUGGACCUCGUCGACCAGCGGGGCCAACCCAUAUCCGGACCCCCAGUUCCCGACUGGAACGAUUUCCUCACCUGUCGCCCCAAGAACGAUUGUACGAUCAAGUUCUCGGAACGACCGGAAUGGACAUUAUGAUGAUGUUGUAGUGGUUGGUUGGUUGGAUCUAAUUUAAUUUAAUGUGAAGUACGGAU
Molecule: messenger RNA, 1657 nt
Organism: Aspergillus sclerotioniger CBS 115572
Lineage: Eukaryota; Fungi; Ascomycota; Eurotiomycetes; Eurotiales; Aspergillaceae
Product: cytochrome P450
Exons: 6
Coding region: 81-1601 (506 amino acids)
Biological process (GO): sterol metabolic process
Molecular function (GO): iron ion binding; heme binding; monooxygenase activity
Source: RefSeq, a predicted model, not a curated record